AUGCAAAAAUGAGGUCUCCUACUACACCAAAGCUUUCUCUAUAUUCAUUUCCGAGUAAGGGGAAAGAACCGUUAGGAAUGAUAACACCGCCGAUCCAUGUCUCAGUUUCGAUUCCAUUCCAGUGGGAGGAAGCACCGGGCAAGCCAAGGCGGCCAUAUCGAAGUAGCGAUAACGAAACCGAUACAAGCAGUCGAUCAAAACCGAACGCCGCGAGAUGCUUGGAACUGCCUCCGAGGCUGUUAGCCGAGUCCAAAAUUGCUAACAUGCCAUCUCCAACAACUUUCCUGGACGGGCCUGAUGAGUGUUGGUUUGUGUCCAACUCCUUAUCGUUUCGAAAAAGUGGGUCUUUGAGGAGCCUGGACAACAAGAGGGUCAAUAAGGAGAUACCUAAGUCUGGAUCCACUAGGUGGGGGAGCUUUAAAAAAUCUGGACGAGUUGUUCAGGGAAGUUUUAGCUCUUCGACUCCGGUUGCCGACGGUGGAGAUACGGAGGUGAAGAUCACAAGGAUUAGCAAGAAUGCCGGUUCUCUGAAUCUAUCUAAAGCUAGAUCACAUGUAUUAGCAAGCAUUUAUGAAAGCUUUAAGCAAGUGGUCCCAUGGAGACGUAGGAAUGAGAAAAUGAAGUAAAAAGGCUUCCCACCGUCAGAUCUGGGAGAUCAUUUGUUUAACUUUAGAGCACUUUUAAGUAAUAUUAAGGAAUAAUUUAGAGCUUUUCACAUACUGUGAUGAUCUGAUAGUUCACUUGACAUAUACCAUUGAGAAGAAAUUUAAUCUCGACCAUCUGCUUGAUCAAGGCAAAUUAUCGCUAUGGUGUUCAU
Messenger RNA from Hibiscus syriacus, 817 nucleotides. RefSeq lists its product as uncharacterized. The record is from RefSeq and is a predicted model, not a curated record. The transcript has 2 exons. Lineage: Eukaryota; Viridiplantae; Streptophyta; Magnoliopsida; Malvales; Malvaceae. Bases 9 to 626 code for a protein of 205 amino acids.